CAUGUCGCUCCCUGCCACUUUCGUGGAGCUCCAAACCACGUACAGGUUCGACGAGGCCAUCGCGAAGUUUCUCACUGAUCCUGAACCUGCAGGGCUUGGCCUGGAGACCAUGGAUGACUUUGCGGCCUUGUUCACUUCCGAGACCGAGGUCCAGAACGUGCUCAACAGGAUCGAAUCCGUUCGAGAGUCGUCGCGCCAAUUAUCUAGGCUUCGCCAAGCGUGGCGGGGCGUCAAGAACCUUCUUUCCGAGCAGCUCGCCACCGCCCGGAAAGGCACGGACAACGACGACUUGGACAAGUUCCUUGACCAGCCGACGCUGGAUGACCUCGCCAAGGUGUUCUGGAAGCGCUACCGGAACUCAUGGCCUCCAGACGUGAUGCCCAGUGACCAGAUGAUCAGCCGCAUCUACCGGGAGCUCGCUGCUCGCCUGCUCUCCGUGCGCGACGCGUGGAAGACCAAGUGCCUCGCCGACCAACUCCGCUCUUCGAGAAAAUGCAUCCCAUUGCCCGAGGGCGCUGAGCUCAAGCUGCCUGAGGACAAGGGCGAAGAGCGCGGGGCCCACAACUACAAGGCCUACAUGUCCCUCCUCUGGACGCUGCUUCUCGCCUAUGCCAUGGUGGGCGCCUGGCCUCGCGAUCCGCCGCCUGGAAGCAGGCCGGUCGCAGAGGACCCCGUCGACGACAGCGUCCUCUUCGUGGAGUGCCCCCUUGACGUCCUCGAGAGCUACUGGCGGCGUGCCGAUCGGAAUGCUCGCAAGGUCCCCUAGUAGCUCCGGCUUACCUGGGUCGCCAAGCGGGACGUCGACGAGAGAACCACAUGGGUUGAGCGGUACAGAGCUUCCAAAAAAACACCCUCGGGGUCACCAUCAAGACCGUCUUCGUGGAGCGCGAGGCUUGUUGGGAGCCGCCUGCGAGGGAGCCUUCGCGUGGACGCUCGCGCUCCCGCUCUCGUCGCGGUGACGGUCGCCGCGGCGAUGGCCGCGAUCGUGCCGAUGCUGGAGGGCGCGAUGCUGCUCGGGACCAAGGGCGCCGAGCUGGAGGCAAGAUCAGAUUCUGCGAGAAGUUCAAGGGCCAGCGCCUCUGCAAGGAUUGGAACGUCUCUGGCUGCCCGGUCCCAUGCAAGGAUGGCCGGCUCCACGCCUGCGACGCCAUGACCAAGUCGGGCGGCGCCUGCGGCGGAAAUCACAAGCGCCCGAAUUGCCCG
Messenger RNA from Prorocentrum cordatum, 1203 nucleotides. NCBI's taxonomy places the organism in Eukaryota, Dinophyceae, Prorocentrales, Prorocentraceae. The record is from the annotation of a GenBank genome assembly.